AACAAGCGCACCCGGAGCACAUAACCACCCAGAUCAGAACUAGCGGCUACAGGCGGAGAACAACAAACGCAGUGUUAUUGAAUUACGAAAGAAGCGCAACCACAAGCCAUCAAUUUACCGCUGUGAUGGGGCGGUUAUUAAAAAUUGGACUUCUGUCCCUAAUUAUUAUGUUUCUGCUGAAUUUUGAAUCAACUUCUGCUAAAAGAGGCAGUAGCAGCAGCAGCAGCAGCAGCAGUGGAAAGAAAUCCACAACGUCCAACCGAGGAAGUCAAACCCAAUCAAAGCCAUCAAACUCUCAGCCCGGAAACUACCCUCGACAGCAGAGCCCCAAUCGCAACACCAAUCCAUAUCCUUCUGGAGGGAGUUACCCGUAUCCUGGAAGUAAGAAUACUAAUCCAGGUGGGCAUAACAGGCAAAAUCCACCAAGUUAUCCAGGAGCAGGGAGCAACCCAAAUCAGUAUCCAGGAGGGAACCCUGCAGGAGGCUACCCUGCAGGAGGAUACCCUAAUCAACCAGGAAGAGGAAAUUAUCCAAAUCAAAACCCAGCAGGAGGCUACCCUGCAGGAGGCUACCCUGCAGGAGGUUACCCUGCAGGCGGAAACCCUAAUCAACCAGGAAGAGCAAAUUAUCCAAAUCAAAACCCUGCAGGAGGCUACCCUGCAGGCGGAUACCCUGCAGGAGGCUACCCUAAUCAACCAGGAAGAGGAAAUUAUCCAAAUCAGAACCCAGCUGCUGGCGGCUACCCAGCUGGUGGAUACCCCAACCAAGGCAGAGGAGGGUAUCCUAACCAGUACCCUGCUGGAGGGAGUUAUCCCAAUCAGUACCCAGGUGGUUAUCCAGUCAGAACGGGAAAUACAGGGCCUGGUUGGGGUCCCGGAGCAGCAGGUGGCUACCCAGGUGGUUACGGCGGUGGAUACGGCGGUGGUUACGGCGGUGGUUACGGCGGUGGUUACGGAGGUGGAUACGGCGGUGGAUACGGUGGAGGAGCAGUUGGCGGUUACCCUAACUGGAACCCAAAUAAUAAAAUCCUCAGCCCAAGGUUCGGUGGCGGAGGUUAUGGAUAUGGUGGCCAUGGCAUGGGAGGAUCUCCUUUCUCUCGUUCUGUGCAGGGCAUGGGAAUUCAGCCCAAAUCAACAAGCUUUGCCAAAAAAGCCAUGGUAGCAGCAGGUGUCGGUGCAUUAGCUGGAAUGGCUGUCGGUUAUGGGCUAGGGCGCUUCCCUCGACCACAUUUUACCUUCCGUAACCCCGAAGAAGAAUACUAUUACAACAACUAUAUGUACCGUCGUUAUGGGACCAAGUCAACAGAUGAGAAAGACUAUGGGCGGGACUAUGUCUACAAGCCUCCUCCACGGGCCAAGACCUAUGAGAACUACAUGAAUGAGUGCAUGAAUCGCACUGACGUCCUCAAAGACCAAGGCUCAUCCAACAGUGGAGCAACUGAUGAGGAUAACGACACCGUGAGCAUUGAGGAAAUUGGGUACCCGGCCCUGAUCGACCAAGUCAAGUCCCGCCGCUGCGUGGAGGAGUACAUGAAGUACUCUGCACAGUUCAUGGAGGAACGAAAGUUUGAACAACAGCAACAGCCAAGAGGUAGCGCUCCUAUGAGCAAUGGGGUGGUGCAGCUUUUCACAUCCGGCUUCAUGCUUCUGUCCAGCAUGCUGCUACUGCAGUGAGGAAGAAGAAAAGGAUUCCUUUCAGCCACCUCCCAAAUAGAUUUCCCCUGCUUCCAUUAUAGCUGUAACAGUAACAGCCUGUGUAUCGAAUCUUUACAGUCGAAGCGAUAGCUUCUGGAUUGUUACAGUCAAUUUUUCUGCAAAAGUAAAGUAAUCUGGAUUAAGUUUUAAAUACACGGCUUUUCAGAAUAUAUUUCAUUUACUGCAUUUUUGUUUUUAAUCCUUAAUGCUUGGUGAAGAAGAAAGCUACUGAUGGAAUUGAUGGUAUGAAUUAUUAAUAUUGAAAAUAGAUAUGCUGUAUUGUUUGUCAAAAUCUGUUUGAGUAAAUUCAUUUGUGGAGUAAUUUCUAAAUUAUGUAAUUAGUGUAUUAUAUAUCUUCAAGAGGAAUCCUUUUUGAGAAAAUGUAUUUACAUUUUAGCUGUUGAGAUUUCCCUUUUCUCCUCUCUUGCAAGACUUUGCUCUUACAUAAGUUUGUGUAUGGAAGAAAAAUAGAGGUCACAGCUGUGACUAAAUAGUCCAAAUAAACCAACUCUUUGGACCGGAAACACUUGACUGCCCUCCUGAUCCCACUGAAGCCCAAAUCAAUACUCAAG
Molecule: messenger RNA, 2266 nt
Organism: Poecilia reticulata (guppy)
Lineage: Eukaryota; Metazoa; Chordata; Actinopteri; Cyprinodontiformes; Poeciliidae
Source: RefSeq, a predicted model, not a curated record